Amoebophrya sp. A25 is the source of this 3235-nucleotide messenger RNA. Lineage: Eukaryota; Dinophyceae; Syndiniales; Amoebophryaceae. The record is from the annotation of a GenBank genome assembly.
GCUCUGUGCUGCACUUGUUUGGUGUUCAGUUCUGCCAAAGUCCAGAUCUGAAGAGGAUUUUUGGACAUGUCGGGAGAAUAAAAAAGCUCGAAUGGCUGGAUGAUUUCUGUUGCAACGUGGUGUACACGAACUUCGCUAAUUUGCAGAAAGUGGUCCAGAAGAUCCUAGGUCCGGAGACGAUGUUCGAGUACUGCGGCGCAGACUUAGAGGCAGCGGCCUUUGUGGAGAGGAAUGGAGGAAUAGAUGUGAUAAAUUCGGCGAACAAUAGUCGAGAAGUAUCUCCGACAUCAGCUGGCAGAUGUGGGGGAACUAAUGGUCCUUGUUCUCCCGCAGAACAAGUAGGAGUUGUAGAUGGCAUUGGCAACAACAACAAGCAGCUUCUUCACCAGGGCGUCGAGCACAAUGAUCAGGUAUCCUUUCGGCUACCGAACAACCUCAAAAACCCCAUAGACGAACAAGCUGAACGCCAUCAAGAGGUCCUUGGUUUUGGCACGGGCUCCACUCUCGAAUGCACUGCACCUGCAAGACUGUUGACUGAUUUGGAGAGUGUCUGGUUUUCCACACCGGAGCCAGUUCAGGGGAAAAAUGGUUCCGGCUUCAUCCAUUUCCGGAUGUGUACGAAAGCAGAUAUCAAAACUGUAGAACAACAUGAGAAAAAGAGCAGUACUAGUAUCUCAUCUUGUAGUUCGUCCUCCUCGUCUGGCAAAAACAUCAUCAAUCACAACAAAGACCAAGAACAGCAAGGACACCAGAAAAAGCAGCCCUCGCAGAAGAGUAAUAAGCGACGAGCGGAACAAGAUAGAGGAGUCAUAUUGAACAUGAUGGAGAUGGUAGGCAAUGACGAGGACGACGAUAUGCUGGAUGCUGGCGAAGAUGGUGGUGCAUUGCUGGAUGUAUUUUCGACAUCGGGAGCUCAAGCGCAAGGGCCUCCUGGUUCUGACGCUAGGACAGCAAUGAGAAUGAAAGAGAAGUCUACAACCACCUCUCAAGGUCUAGGCGUCGAACCAGCGACAAAGAAGCAGAAGAAGGAGGUUGUCUGCUUACCACAGCCAGUGUAUAAGUUCUUGCUCUCAAGGAAAAUCCUUCAUGCAAAGAGCAAUGUAGAGCAUCCAUAUAGAUCAUGCAUUGACGGGGCCACGAUACUGCCAGGCGGAAAACAAGUCGUGACUGCAGAUGGAAAUGCUAACAAACAAGGCGUUACUUCCACUUCUCGAACAGCAUCGGCUGAGGUGGUAGUGGAUCAGAGUAAGCCGCAGGAUGAGGACAUGCAGUCCGAGCUAGCAGCUUCUACUGACGAAAAGCGAGAAGAAUUAGUGACUCCAAAGGCCGAUCAUGACACAGGAUCGAUGAAUGUAGUGCCGAAUUCAACGAAUCAACGACCUCAGUCACUAGUUGCUGGAUCGGAUCCUGACAUGAAAAUUUCUCCUUGGGAUGUCUAUCUAAAGCGCAAUAUGCUCAGUCAAGCUGGUGUCAGACUAGUCCAUCCCCUACUUUGGAACGUGAACAAUGCCUUUUUCAUCAUGACCUUGACGGAGCACCAGCAAGGCUACUUCGUGAAUCGCGCUGCUCUGGCAAAGGAUGUCUCCAAAGUGCUAAAAGUCGACGUGCACAGUCUCGACAAAGCGCCGGGAGUGCAGGUCGCGCAUUUUUUCGAGAACGCAUUGCCAAGAGGUGUCGCUACUCCGUUCUUUCAGAAAGACCGCUCAGACCGGGAGAAGGAUCCCUUUGUCGGCUAUUCUGUCGAUGCGGUGGGGAACGUCAGUUUCAAGAAGACACGGCACUUCAGUAGGACGGGUGCGGGCAAUAGCUUUUGCGCUAUCUCAGGAGCAGGAAAUAGCUCCCUCUCCAAGGGAGGGGGAGGACAGGGAAAGGGAAAGGGAGAUGGAGAAACAGGUCAGCAUAGUAAUCGAAACAUCUCUACAAACGCGAAAGGGGGAUUCGUUUUGCAACAGGAACCGACCAAGACGCCUGCAUUCGUAGGUCCACGUCUCGUUCGUGGUGGAACGAUAGCGGAUAGUAGUACACCGCUGCCAAGAUCAGCAGCUAAGGGGGCAGCUGCUAGGGUGGGAUCUCUUUCUGCUAGUAGUUCUAACGAUGGAAAAACAUCUUCGAGUAGCUCUACUGCUGCUUGUUCAUCUGCUGCAUCUGCGACUGCGAAUGCGGCAUCUUCAGCGACGUCAUCUUCUUCCCUCCCUGCCCACAUCUCCAACGAUGAAAAGGAAGCUACCUUUUCUUCCUCUUCGACAACAUCUACAACUCAAACUAGCCAACAGCAGAAUAAGUCCUCCACGACCUCCAAGAACCACCUCCAGAAGCGCGCAGAUCGCGAUGUCAAAGUCUAUUCCGUCAUAACCGGGGAAGAGCUACCCCCACUGUGGCGUGAUCAGUCUGCAUGCGAUGGCUUCCACAUUUUCGCGGCCGAUUUCCUCAGCAACCCCAGUGUGAAAGUGUACUUCGAUCUAGGUUUGACUGCGGUUCAUGUGUGGAGUAAAGCUUUGAGACGGGUUGAUAACGUGCACUACGUAGCAGCUUCAUCUGGAUCCACCGCAGGUGGAAACAAAAAAACGUGCAUACUCUCUCUGCCAGUUGAUGAAUGUGCGCCCUUCGACUCUGUAAGGGAGGUAGGGCCGGAUGGAGGGUUGAUGUGGAGGAGAAUGCUGCCGGAACCUGUGGUCAAGAGUAAGGCAAAACAGGUAGACAAAAGGCAGGCUGUCGAUACAACUACUCCGUCCUUUUCUGCGAGAACUGCUGCGAAUGUGAGUGGCGGCGUUGGUAGUUCAGGUGGAGGUCGUACCGAAACAUCAACAGCAAAGAGUGAUCACUUAACGGAGUUGAUGAAAUUCACUCUGCCAGGCGAGCAGGGACACAUGCCUCUACAAACACCUGCAUCUUCUAUGACGACGACUCCAGACUUUGGUGUGAGAAGGAAAAGCCAACAAGAAGUUGCAGAUGUGGACAUGGGAGAAGAGGGUGACGCUUUUAAUGCUGCCUUUGACAGUGUGGGGCCACUUGGGGGUGCGUGAUGACCUUUGUUGGAGAUGAAUUCUGUCAUGUAAGCACUGCUAGUACACUAUGUAUUGUUGCAUGAUCUGAACUCUUGAAGAGUUUGUGAUAGAAGACAUCAACAAUGUCAGUACGCAUCCCGUCAUUUCCUCAUGUGAAAACGAGGGUUCAUUUUAUGAAUGCUGAGCGACAUGAUUAAGAAUUCAGCGAUGAAGUUGUCGAAAUGAAGACG